Cyphellophora europaea CBS 101466 is the source of this 1557-nucleotide messenger RNA. RefSeq lists its product as uncharacterized. The record is from RefSeq and is a predicted model, not a curated record. Bases 1 to 1557 code for a protein of 518 amino acids. NCBI's taxonomy places the organism in Eukaryota, Fungi, Ascomycota, Eurotiomycetes, Chaetothyriales, Cyphellophoraceae. The transcript has a single exon.
AUGUGUCACGGCCUCGGAUGCUCUGAUAGUGCCGGUGCCGACUACGAGAGACGAAGGGUUUGUCUGUGGUGCAGCAAGACCCUGCCUCAUCUUGGGGCGACCUCCCGUCAGGCCUGGAACCAGAAAAUCUUCGACGCACGGACAAGAAAUGCACUUAGCCGUCAGGCCGAUAUGGAGGAGUACAACAGAAAGCGGCUGAGGAUGAUGCGAAUGUCUCGUCGCGAGAUGAGAGGCGACCAGGCUGUUCUUGGUGAUCCAGACGCGGACGUACCACAAUUCGUGCGGCAUCUCGAUAGCUGCUGCAACUAUCGGAACUUUGUCGAAGAGAAGCACGUCCCGAGUGGUGAAGCAGUCUACCAAUCCAAGAACGGCUACUGGAGGUAUACCAGAGGCUUCCUCUUACGCAUCGGUGAGAGUUGUUUGCAGAGCAAGCAGCUCCAGCGCCGAUUCCGGGAAGUGGCCACCGUCACAAGGGAAGGCUCGUGCUUGUUCUCCCGGAGCAUCAAACAGCGUGAUAACGAACUCAGCUAUAUGGGUGGGAGUGGUAACAUCCACUUCCAUGGAAGAAGACUUCAUGGCCGUGGCAAGCGCUUCGAAUUGCCUGGAUCAGAAGCACGUUUAGCUCAAUGGGCUACUCUCAAGACACGAAUCCUCAGCAUGGCUUUCAUCGAGCGUUUAGAAUUUUGUCAAAUCCAGGCUAUCCUGCAGUCCCAAUACGACUUUGACAUGUUAUGGGAAGAAUUUCGCUCAAUGCUCAAUGUCUGGAACCUUACUCCUUUGUGGGAAGGCAGUGAAAAGAGCUCCUCCGUCAGCCUCACCAAAGAUAGCACAGAUGAUGACGAGACGGGGACGACUCCAACAAUGGGGCGCAUCGGAAAGUCCUCCAGAAAAGAAGCCAAAAUGGAAGCGUAUGCUGCUCGGGUUAUUGAGCGUCUGGUACUGGACGGGGAAGUCCUUCCGCUACGGACGACGAUUGCAGGUCCAGAUGAAAGAAAGGGCUGUUAUGAGGCUGCAUCUCCCCCCACCAUUGAUUCCCCUGCGGCUAACGCUAGGUCUGACCCUGGAUCUGAGGACUCUGGUCAACAGAAAGAGAAAGUAAUUGCCUUGCCCAAUUGCUCAGCGUUCCUCACCGAACCUCGAAGGCUCGCCAACGACAUACCCCAACAAGACUCAAUUGUAAGGGCACCUAUUCCGCUUGACAACAGACAUGGAAGGUCGACCACAGAUCAAGACCGAGCGAGCCUUGACCAGGCUGAUCUGGAUGUCCAAGUCAUGGAUGAUGAUGAUGCUGCCCCCCCACCCGACUACUGGGUCAAUGUCAGCAAUAACAUUGGCGUGAUACCGUCAAUGCAGCAAGAUCAAAUUGCUGAAACAGAGCCCAUUUCUCCGAUCACCGACUCCGACGCCGGUCGGAGCCUCGACGGCCUCGAUAGCGAUGGUGACGCUACGUCGUACGCUGACAUAUCUUGUAUUGCUGCCGAUGAAAUUCAGAACGACGAUGAUCUGUGGGAGGCAGUUCCACCCCCAGGCCAGACCUGUGAAGGGGACAGACGCUGA